AUGACGGACUCACCUGCGCCGCGCAUCCCGCUGGACCCGAAAGAGCAGCCCAUCCUCGACAAGCUGCUCGCAGUCCGGACGAACCUUGAACUGCUGAAGCAAGACCGCUCGACCUAUGUCAAGAGCCAGGAUGUUAUCAGCCUGUAUGACCAAGUUAUUGAGCAGGUAGAGAUUCUGAAUCACAUACGAACGACAAAACGGCUCGAGCAAAACAGAGUCGAUACCGUCUUGGAUGACUGCUUCCAGCUCGUCUCGCUGGCCUACAUGACAAUAGGCAAGAACCAUGAAGCUCCUGCAGUGUACUCAAUCAUAUCCACAGUCAAGCGUUUACUUGACCACCUUGAGGAAGCGCACUUCUACUCCGCAAAAGAUUUGGAGGCGAUCGGCCAGAUGCUGAAGAAUGCUCGGCGUUACAUGGACCGGGGGAAAGACACUUACACGCCUUCGUUAUUGACGCUCCUUGAAGCACGAAUCCAAGUCUGUGAGGAAUCGAUAGCUAGACUGGAACUGGCCCAUUCACAUCUUACGCCGGAACUAGAGCCGAAGUACGAGAAGCUUGUUUCCAUCCUCAGGUCACUGUGCGCCUGCAACAUCAGAUCGACAUUCCCAGAAGCUGAGGUCGAUGAGUUCCUAGUACAGCUGAAAGACAUCCAGACGGAGCUUCGGCCGUACGGAAUCCACGCCUUCUCGGAGGAACGCGAGACGAAGGAGGAGAAGCUUACAGAGAUGAUUGAGAAGUUGAGCUUUACUCUUGAGCACCCAGAACCUGCGCCGGCAGCAAAAGACCUCAUUGAGACUUUGUUGCGACGAAACUUCCUGUGGACCAAUCUGAUGAAAGAGAAGAAGGGUAGAAUUGCACCUGCAUUCCAGGAAAUAUACGAUAAGCUUUUGGGCAUUCGUAACAAGCUGGAAAAACUCUCCCUGACUCAGGCAUGGUCUCUUCGUGAGACAGAUCUAUGGAACUUCCAACGACAGCUUGACAGAAUUGACGAGGCACGGAUUGAUGGCAACUUCAUGGAUGCGUUGGGUCGCCCGGCGGAGUUGUACGAGCAGAGGACGUUGCUCUACCUGUUGCGCAAGAGCUAUGCGUUGAUCUUCCAGCUGAUAGUGUCAUCGGAGCCUGUUUCAGAAGCGCUCUUGCCCAUCUACAACCAGCUCACGACGCUCCGGAAGUGUCUUUUGGAGGUUAAGAAGCUUGGAGGUGUUUCUUCACCCCGGGAGCUGUACCCUUACAGCAUGAAGCUAAACUCUAUCGAUAACAUGCGUGUCGAUGGAAAAUUCGUAAUUGGCGAUGAUAUUCCUGACGGGCAAGGAAGCGUAACGCAACUCCUUGCGGAGUGCUUUGAACUUGCCUACGAACUACGCAACGAUGCAGAAGAGAGCAGCAGCUCGGCCGGAGAGCAAACCCCAGCGAGCGAAAGCGGUCCUGAAGGCCUCACCGCUGCAUGA
Paraphaeosphaeria sporulosa is the source of this 1449-nucleotide messenger RNA. RefSeq lists its product as uncharacterized. NCBI's taxonomy places the organism in Eukaryota, Fungi, Ascomycota, Dothideomycetes, Pleosporales, Didymosphaeriaceae. The transcript is spliced from 5 exons. Gene Ontology annotation, cellular component: cytoplasm; nucleus. The coding region runs from base 1 to 1449 and encodes 482 amino acids. The record is from RefSeq and is a predicted model, not a curated record.